CUCUCACCUACACCUUCUUCAUAAACCCUCCUCAUCCCAAUCUCCACCUCAAAAUCAAAUCUUUCCCCCAACCCGCCCCAAUUUCAGACCCUUGAUGCCAAUUUGACCCGAUCCGAAAUGGGCCACCUGAACCUGCCCGCAUCGAAGCGGAUCCCCCGGCAAUGGCGCCUCCUGGAUUUGGUCUCGGCGGCCUUCUUCGGCAUAGUCAUCCUCUUCUUCCUCCUCGUCUUCACCCCCUUGGGCGACUCCAUGGCCGCCUCGGGACGCCAGUCCUUGCUCCUCUCCACCAACGCCGAUCCCAAGCAACGACACCGUUUGGUGGCCCUGGUCGAGCAAGGCCAGCACCAGCAGCCCAUCGAGGCCUGCCCCGCCGACGCCGUCGACCACAUGCCGUGUGAGGACCCCCGGAGGAACAGCCAGCUCAGCAGGGAGAUGAACUUUUAUAGAGAACGGCAUUGUCCUCCGCCGGAAGAGACUCCUCUCUGCUUGAUCCCGCCGCCUGAUGGGUAUAGGAUUCCGGUGCCGUGGCCGGAGAGCUUGGAAAAGAUAUGGCACAGCAACAUGCCACACAACAAAAUUGCAGAGAGAAAAGGUCAUCAAGGAUGGAUGAAACUGGAAGGCCCGUAUUUCAUUUUCCCUGGUGGUGGCACCAUGUUCCCUGAUGGAGCUAUAGAAUAUAUUGAAAAACUUGGACAGUACAUCCCUAUCGGUGAUGGAGUUCUGCGGACUGCUCUUGAUAUGGGUUGUGGGGUUGCUAGUUUUGGUGGGUAUCUUCUGGCCAAAAACAUUAUAGCAAUGUCAUUUGCUCCAAGAGACUCACACAAAUCACAGAUUCAGUUUGCCCUAGAAAGAGGAAUUCCAGCAUUUUCUCUCAUGCUUGGCACUCGCAGACUACCUUUUCCUGCUUUCUCAUUUGAUUUGGUGCAUUGCUCUCGAUGUUUGAUCCCUUUUACUGCCUACAAUGCCACAUAUUUUCUGGAAGUGGAUCGCGUACUUCGCCCAGGAGGAUACCUAGUAAUCUCUGGUCCGCCUGUGCAGUGGGCUAAUCAAGACAAGGAAUGGGCGGAUCUCCAAGGAGUUGCAAGAGCAUUGUGUUAUGAGCUAAUUGCUGUUGAUGGAAACACAGCUGUCUGGAAAAAACCUGCUGGCGAUUCAUGCCUUCCUAACCAAAAUGAAUAUGGUCUAGAAUUGUGUGACGAAUCAGAUGACUCAAAUGAUGCAUGGUAUGUCAAGUUAAAGAAAUGCAUGAGUAGGACAUCUUCUGUCAAGGGAGAAUUUGCUGUUGGGAUGAUUCCAAAAUGGCCAGCAAGGCUGACGAAACCUCCUGCAAGGGUCACAGUCAUGAGAAAUGGCGUUGAUGUGUUUGAGGCUGAUACUCGACGAUGGGCCAGAAGAGUGGCCUACUAUAAGGAUUCUCUACACCUGAAGCUUGGAACUUCAGCUGUGCGCAACAUCAUGGACAUGAAUGCAUUUUUUGGAGGUUUUGCUGGUGCACUGAAAUCUGACCCUGUUUGGGUGAUGAAUGUUGUUCCUUCUCGCAAGCCCUCUACUCUGUCUAUAAUAUACGACAGAGGUCUCAUUGGAGUCUACCAUGAUUGGUGUGAGCCUUUCUCAACGUAUCCUCGUUCUUAUGAUUUCAUUCAUGUAACCAGCAUUGAAUCACUCAUAAAACAUUCAAUUACAGGAAAAAACAGAUGUAACCUUGUGGAUUUGUUGGUGGAGAUGGAUCGAAUCUUGCGUCCUGAAGGAACGGUUGUGAUUAGAGACUCUCCCGAAGUUAUUGAUAAAAUAGGUCGCAUAGCUCAUAAUGUUAGGUGGACUGCUAGCAUACACGAGAAAGAACCAGAAUCACACGGGAGAGAGAAAAUUCUUGUUGCAACCAAAAACUUUUGGAAGUUGCCUUCAGCAUCCACCUGAUGGCCAAUACUGUUGCUAUGUAGGUAUAAUUCCCUAUUUCCCCUUUAUUCUCAUCUCUGUUGUCAAGUUUCCUCUCUGCAUCAAAUAGAUGCAGUUUCUUUCUUAUCCACCAUUCCCUAUUAUGUAAGGAGAUAAUAGAUUUAGGAUAGGAAGCACCUGAAAGAUGGAAAGACAUGCAGGUUUUUUGUUAGAUAACACAAGAAAAAGAAAAUGGUAAAUUAUAUGUUUAGUUUCCGAGGAUAAUGUUAACUGAUGUUGUUUAUCACCAGUAAAUUUGAUCAUUAUUCUUUUAUC
This is a messenger RNA of Fragaria vesca subsp. vesca, 2211 nucleotides long. Its product is annotated as probable methyltransferase PMT13-like. The record is from RefSeq and is a predicted model, not a curated record. The transcript has 7 exons. Bases 118 to 1917 code for a protein of 599 amino acids. Gene Ontology annotation, cellular component: endosome; cytoplasm; trans-Golgi network. Lineage: Eukaryota; Viridiplantae; Streptophyta; Magnoliopsida; Rosales; Rosaceae. Gene Ontology annotation, molecular function: methyltransferase activity.